This is a messenger RNA of Rhopalosiphum maidis (corn leaf aphid), 1937 nucleotides long. Its product is annotated as alpha-(1,6)-fucosyltransferase-like. The record is from RefSeq and is a predicted model, not a curated record. Lineage: Eukaryota; Metazoa; Arthropoda; Insecta; Hemiptera; Aphididae. Gene Ontology annotation, biological process: protein N-linked glycosylation. Gene Ontology annotation, molecular function: protein binding; alpha-(1->6)-fucosyltransferase activity. The transcript has 10 exons. Bases 215 to 1906 code for a protein of 563 amino acids.
GGUUAUAAGCACGUGACCUUAUUUUACACUAAUAACAUUAAACGAAUAAAUAUAAUAUUAUAAUAUUCAUAGUACCUAAUAUUAUUGUAAAAUAUUCCCGAUGACCGUAUGCGAUAAUCUGGGCAACGUUGACGCUCCGUUGUGACAUCAAAUGCCGUAUACAGUUUUGAUUUAAAUAAAUCUAUCGAAACAGUGUACUUUCAGACUAAUAAGGAUGAAACGGUUCAUGCACAUAUUUGAAUUUUUCGCAUUUGUAUUGGUAUUGUUUAUGAUUCUAAGUUGUAAAUGGCACCAAGAUAACUCCCAUAUUGAAAUUAACAACCAAAGACUAACCAAAUGUAUACAAACAGUAGAAAAGCUGCGGUUGGCCAAUGACAAAUUAAACGCUGAAUUUGUCAACUUAAACGAAAAAAUAAGAAUCCAGCAGAGUAAAAAAGAAUUGAGGAACAUUGAACCAACCACCCCAUCAAAAGAAUACGAAGUUCUACGACGUCGUAUUUUUUCAAACACUAAAGAAUUUUGGUAUUAUAUCAAUUCUGGGUUAGAACCAUUAGUUGAAUCGACGAAAAAUGCAAAACGUAUUUAUAAAAUAAAAAAUAUGGUCGGCGAACACUAUCGAUCUUUAUUAAAAGACAUUUCCGAUUUGGCUGAAGUCGACAACCAUUCGACGUGGAGACAACAAGAAUCUGAAAGCUUAAGUAUUUUAGUUCAGAAUAGAUUAGAAGAAUUACAAAACCCACCCAACUGGUUUAUAGCAAAACAGCUAAUUUGCAAAUUAGAAAAGAGUUGUGAGUUCAAUUGUCAAUUACACCAUAUCGUAUAUUGUCUUAUCUUCGCGUACAAUACUCAAAGAAUGCUAGUUCUAGACUAUAAAAAUUGGGAAUAUGGCGACAUAUGGCAAGAUUUUUUUCUUCCAUUAAGUGACUCGGAUACUUUGUUAAUAAAUGCAUCAGUUGUUGAAUGGCCAGGCGAUCAAAACUCUCAAAUAAUUCAUUUGCCACCAAUUGAUUUAAUUCGCCCAAAACCUAAUUUCUUACCACAAAUGAUACCUAAUGACUUAGCUGAGCGGUUAACUGUCUUACAUGGAGAUCCUAUUGUCUGGUGGAUAGGACAGAUUCUUAAAUACUUGCUUCAGCCAAGAGAAUCGACUAAUUAUCGUUUAGACAAUUACGCAAAAAAACUCAAAUUCCAAAAACCGAUCGUCGGAGUAUACAUUAGGAGAACAGACAAACUCACCAGUGAAGCUACUUUACAUACGCUAGAUGAGUACAUGGUUCACGUCGAAGAUUAUUUUAUACAAAAAAAUCUAAGUGGUAAAGUUAAUCAAAAAAGAAUUUAUUUAGCUACAGAUGAUCCAAGUUUGUUUGAUGAGGCCAAACGCAAUUAUCCCGAGUACGAAAUAAUCGGUUCUAAUGACACAUCUAAAACAGCGACCGUGAAAAAUCGAAAUUCUAAAGAAGCUUUAGAUGGUAUAAUUGUUGAUAUACAUUUUUUAUCACUCAGCGACCACUUAGUUUGUACUUUCUCAUCUGAGAUGUGUCGGAUAGCUUAUGAGAUAAUGAACAGUCUCUAUCCCGAUGCAUCAACUCGGUACACAUCAUUAGACGACAUAUAUUAUUUUAAUGGUCAAUACCAUAGGUUAAACGAAGCAGUGUUAUCCCAUGAGGCUAAUGAACCGUACGAAAUAGAUUUACAAGUAGGAGAUCAGAUCUUUGUGGAUGGUAAUAACUGGAAUGGUUAUUCCAAAGGCAAAAAUUUAAGAACGGAAUUAGUGGGUCUUUAUCCUACAUAUAAAGUUAUUCCGAAAAUCGAAGUAGUAACAAUUAAAGAUAAUAAAAUUAAAACAUCAGAAGAUAAUAAAUAUAAAAAUAAUAAAUUUUUUUCGCUGGCAAGUAUUAUUUAUUAAUAUUACUUUAUGUGAUAUUUUUGUUACGUGG